CGCGCGGACGGGGUGCGCUCUUCAGUCGGCGGAGAGGGGCGGCAGGAGCGGUGGCUUGUGACUCUGCUGACUGCCUCCCGUCUACCACCUCCCCCCCGCCUCCGCUCAAACCGGACGCAGACGCGAGCUCCGCUGCAGCCGCAGCCGCGGCCCGGCGAGGUGAUGGCCAAGGUGUCGGUACUGAACGUGGCGGUGCUGGAGAACCCAAGCCCUUUCCACAGCCCCUUCCGGUUCGAGAUCAGCUUCGAGUGCAAUGAGGCCUUGGCGGACGACCUGGAAUGGAAGAUCAUUUAUGUUGGCUCAGCUGAGAGUGAGGAGUUUGAUCAGAUCCUAGACUCGGUACUGGUUGGCCCUGUCCCCGCAGGAAGACACAUGUUUGUCUUUCAGGCUGAUGCCCCCAACCCCUCCCUCAUCCCUGAGACUGACGCUGUGGGCGUUACUGUUGUCCUCAUCACCUGCACCUACCACGGACAGGAGUUCAUCCGUGUGGGCUACUACGUCAACAAUGAGUACCUCAACCCAGAGCUGCGGGAGAACCCACCCCUGAAGCCAGACUUUUCUCAGCUCCAGCGGAAUAUCUUGGCCUCGAACCCCCGGGUGACUCGUUUCCACAUCAACUGGGACAACAAUGCAGACAGGCUGGAGACCAUAGAGAACCAGGACCCUGUUCUGAGCUGUGGUCUUCCCCUCAGCUGCACCCCUGUCAAGGGCCUAGGCCUCCCUGGCUGUAUCCCUGGCCUUCUCCCUGAGAACUCCAUGGACUGCAUCUAACUGUGGGAAGCCAGGCCCUGGCUGCACUCAGCCAGGACCACAGCCAGUCACCUGGCAUACCUGGAGGGGGCCCCAGGCCUCCCAGAGAGUCGUGUGGGGUCAUCUCAAGGAUUUUGGAGCCCUCCAGGCCUGUCUAACUUGGCUCCGAAGAAAAAAUGGGCACCAGGUCUCUUCCAGCCUCUGCCCAGAAGGAUCAUCUCACCUCCACCGCACAGGCCUAUAAGAAGCAGGUACUUCGUUGUUCAUUCUUACUGACUCGUGUUUUUCCUCUUCCACACACACUAUAAAUUCCACCUGCAGGCCAUUGUGCCACUAGCUCCCAUGAGUGCUUUUGACCCAAAGCUCUUCCUGCCUUGAGGCUCUGUCAAUCCCUGGCAAGGCUGUGGCCCUGUUGGGCUAAGGGUGCUAUCAUUUCUCUCCCUCUCCAACAUCUGAGCAGAUCAGCUUUCUGGUGUCACAGGCAAGGAAUCCUGGUUACGGGAUUCAGAUAACAAUUUCUGUCCUUCUCCCGGGAGUAUUUUUAGGUUUUUAAAACCCAGCAGCCCCUAGAAAACUCGUUUCCCACCAGUGUGAUCAUCAGGAUGCUGAGGAACAAUGGGUCUCUCUCUAAAUCACAGCCACCUUCCUGUCAUCUCCUAACCUGUCUGGCUUGUCUUGGAGGCUGCCCUAGGAGGCUGUGUGCAUUGGAGGGCUUGCUGUCUGGCGCAGGGUUGCUCUGUAGACCUUCGCCCCUGGCUGCCUUGGUCUUCUCUCUGCUAAGACGAAUGCUUUCAUAGGCCACAGAGUGAUUUUGGGCAAGGGAAACCUUCAGCACCCUGAAAACAUUCCCUCCCUGACCUAUGUCUCUGUCCCUCGCUGCUAUGUGGAUGCUGUUGUGAUUACAGUUUGUAUAUUAAAGGGUUUUUAUAUUAAAAGUGUUUGGUUGCUCUAAAAAUAAAAAGCACUUCAUCUAGA
This is a messenger RNA of Ictidomys tridecemlineatus (thirteen-lined ground squirrel), 1725 nucleotides long. RefSeq names its product anti-silencing function 1B histone chaperone (gene Asf1b). NCBI's taxonomy places the organism in Eukaryota, Metazoa, Chordata, Mammalia, Rodentia, Sciuridae. Gene Ontology annotation, cellular component: nucleus; chromatin. Gene Ontology annotation, biological process: DNA replication-dependent chromatin assembly. Gene Ontology annotation, molecular function: histone binding. The record is from RefSeq and is a predicted model, not a curated record.